AUGUCACCCUUCUUCAAGUAUUCCCCUCGCCGCUUUCGCAGGCGCAAUUAUAAUACCAAUGCGCCUUCUGGACCGAAGACUCUGACAAUGUCAGGAGAGGUUCAAAGGCUCGUAGAUACUAUCCCGGACCCUUACAGAAAGAAGGAGUUUGGCUCUGAAAUGAAUUCAUUUCUUCACCUCUUCUCGAGAUAUCAGCAAGAACGUAACAAGUGUCCAGAAUUGAAUUGGAACCUCAUCAAAGUUCCCGAUGUCGUCCAGUUGGACGACCUUGAACUCGCUGUCAAUUCGGCUGAUUUGAAUCAGCUUGCCAUUUUGAAAGUCAAUGGCGGUUUAGGUACAUCUAUGGGCAUGACGGGAGCAAAGAGCGCGUUAACCGUCAAGGAUGACUUGACAUUCCUCGACUUGACGAUUAUGCAAGUCAGGCACCUGAACGAAAUACAUCGUGCUGACGUUCCACUGCUUCUGAUGACAUCUUUCAAUACCGAAGACGAUACCUUGCGAAUUGUCAGGAACUACGCCAAUCAGAACGUUCGCAUUACGACAUUCAACCAGUCCAGAUAUCCCCGGAUCGUUCAGGACACUCUCCUGCCCUCUCCCAGGCGCGCGGACGACGACAGGAAAAACUGGUACCCCCCAGGUCACGGAGAUCUAUACAAUGCUCUACUUCACUCUGGCGUACUAGAUCAACUUCUGGAGGACGGGAAAGAGUACCUUUUUGUAUCCAACUCUGACAACUUAGGCGCAACGGUCGACACACGAAUCAUACAGUAUAUGAUCGAUAAGAAAAUCGAGUUUCUCAUGGAGGUGACGGACAAGACAAAGGCCGAUAUACAGGGUGGUACUCUGGUAGAUAUCAAUGGAUCCCUCUGCCUACUUGAAUUAGGCCAGGUACCACCUCAGCAUAUAGAGGAUUUCCAAUCCGUGCGUAAGUUUGGCAUCCUCAACACGAACAAUCUGUGGAUAAAUCUUCGGGCUUUGAAGAGGAUUAUGGACAAGGAUGGCAUGGACUUGGACAUCAUUGUUACCCCGAAGGCUACUAGUGAUGGUCAGUCCGUAAUUCAGCUCGAAACUGCUGCAGGAGCUGCAAUCAAGUAUUUCGAGAAUGCACAAGCAGUCAAAGUUCCUAGAAGUCGUUUCUUGCCUGUUAAGAAUUGUUCCGAUCUCCUUCUCAUCAAAAGCGAGAUCUACAAUAUUCAGAAUGGUCAAAUAGUGCUGGACUCGAAUAGAAUGUUUAAUACGACUCCCGUUAUCAAGCUAGGCGACCAUUUUAAGAACAUCCACGAGUUCCAGAGACGGUUCAAACAAAUUCCCAGUAUCGUCGACCUAGAUCAUUUGACAGUUGCAGGAGAUGUCUAUUUUGGUCGAAGCGUCACACUUCGGGGAACUGUCAUCGUCAUUGCAAAAGAUGGUCAGAGGAUUGACAUUCCUGAUGGGACCGUACUUGAGAACAGGCUAGUGUCAGGCAAUUUACUGAGUAUCGAGCUUUGA
Molecule: messenger RNA, 1488 nt
Organism: Desarmillaria tabescens
Lineage: Eukaryota; Fungi; Basidiomycota; Agaricomycetes; Agaricales; Physalacriaceae
Product: UTP-glucose-1-phosphate uridylyltransferase
Exons: 13
Coding region: 1-1488 (495 amino acids)
Biological process (GO): UDP-alpha-D-glucose metabolic process; glycogen metabolic process
Cellular component (GO): cytoplasm
Molecular function (GO): UTP:glucose-1-phosphate uridylyltransferase activity
Source: RefSeq, a predicted model, not a curated record